Messenger RNA from Cryptomeria japonica (Japanese cedar), 1788 nucleotides. RefSeq names its product pentatricopeptide repeat-containing protein At3g48250, chloroplastic-like. Gene Ontology annotation, biological process: RNA splicing. The transcript has a single exon. Lineage: Eukaryota; Viridiplantae; Streptophyta; Pinopsida; Cupressales; Cupressaceae. Bases 1 to 1788 code for a protein of 595 amino acids. Gene Ontology annotation, molecular function: protein binding. The record is from RefSeq and is a predicted model, not a curated record.
AUGAUGCAGGUGAAAUAUUCAGCCCCAUAUAAUUUAGGCAAACAAGGAAAUUCUUCUGAAAUGAUGCAGCUGACAAGGGGAUUGGAUCCAAAGAGGGCUCUAAUCACAUUUCGAUCACCCAUUAUACACAAGCAUUUGCCUUUGGUAAGCGCAACAAACCCGUUUUACCGCUCAAUUUCAAAUGCAGAUAUUUAUACAAAAGCCCAAAUCAAAUAUUCUUGUAGUUUGCAAGACAGAUGGUACCUUCGAAGACCAUUUUCAUCAAAAUCCUCUCAAGUCAGUAGGAAAGAAACAAGUAAUAUUGCUAAACUUGAGGACUGUGAAUUGAUUUGCAAGGUUGUAAACCAAACAGAAUGGUCUGAUAAAAUUGAAACUGAAUUGAGCUCUCUAAAUAUUAAGCUCUCUAAUUAUAUUGUAUUGUCUGUACUGCAAAACCUUAAAGAAACCCCAGGAAAAGCGUUCAAUUUUUUCAAGUGGGUAUCCACUCAAACUGAUUUCUGGCACACUACUAGCACUUACAAUGCAUUGUUUACGAUUUUAGGGCAGGAACAAUGCAUUGAUCAAUUUUCGAGAGAAUUUUCCCGUUUGUUAAGAGAAAUGUAUGAUUUUGACCACGUGUUGUCGAAGAAAACAUAUCACAAACUCCUCAGAACGCUCCUUGAUAAUAGUACGGAGGAUAAUAGUCUGGAGGAGCAUGCUGUGAGUUUGUUUAUUAACACGGUGUCUAUGUAUGAGUAUGAGCCUUGUAGCCUGGGCUGGAGGAUGAUUCUGCACCAUCUCUUGUUGUCUGGUAAUCCUGAUAUGCAGUUGGUUGAUAGACUAUUAUUCGCUGUUGAGAGUUGGGAUGAAAUAGUAGACAAGGAAUCAUAUGAUGCUAUUCAUCGGUGUCUAACGAUGGCUAGUAGAUUUGAUGCGGCUGAAGGAAUUAUGAUGUUUAGGGAGGCUUCCGGUCAUGCGGCAGAUAACAAUACUUUCGGUCAACUUAUGUUUGGGCUCUGCAAGGCUGGGACCGUGGAUGAGGCUCGUGGAGUCUUGGAUCGGAUGAAAGAGGUGGGGUGCACUCCUAAUUUCAACACCUGGAAUAUUUUGAUUGAGGGGCAUUGCAAGGCCGGGCAGAUAAAUCAGUUGCUCGGUUAUGUUGAGUUCAUGGUACUGGAAAGUGGUGGCAAUGCCGACUGUGAAGGUCUGGACGCUUUAGUCAAGACUCUCUGUAGUCAUAACAGAAUAGAGGAUGCCCACAUUUUUCUAUGUAAAAUGGCGAGUAAUGAAGGCUUGAAGGCCUGGGCACUGGACACAUUGGAGAAGUUGCUGCAGAAAAUGAUAAAUGCAGAGAGUUUGCAAGAUGCCUUUAAACUGUCAGAUCUCAUUGUGAGGCAUGGUUUGCCAGCUAUCGUAAAACCUUUCAAUAAUCAUUUUGCUCGGUGUGGGGCAGUGGAGGGGUCUCUAGAUUUCCUGAACAAGCUGACCAGAAACGUCCCUCAGUAUGAGUCUCUUAAAUUAUACAAUCAAAUGCUUCAUGCAUUUUGUAAAAAAGGUAAAAAGGCUGAAGCUCAGAUAUUAUUUUCCAGUUCCCCUCCUCAUGUUCAGCAGAAUCCUUAUCUUUUAUUCAAGUUUCGUUCUAGAGAUACUCCAAGUGCAGCUCAGAAGACGAGAAAGACAAAAAUCCAAAAUUCGGUUGGAAAAAGUGCAGCUCACAAGACGAGAAAGACAAAAAUCCAGAAUUUAGUUGGAAAAAGUGCAGCUCAGAAGACGAGAAAGACAAAAAUCCAAAAUUUGGUUGGAAAAUAA